Molecule: messenger RNA, 2765 nt
Organism: Rhinopithecus roxellana (golden snub-nosed monkey)
Lineage: Eukaryota; Metazoa; Chordata; Mammalia; Primates; Cercopithecidae
Gene: MKKS
Product: McKusick-Kaufman syndrome
Exons: 6
Coding region: 990-2702 (570 amino acids)
Biological process (GO): chaperone-mediated protein complex assembly; intracellular transport; protein folding
Cellular component (GO): kinociliary basal body; nucleus; cytoplasm
Molecular function (GO): ATP binding
Source: RefSeq, a predicted model, not a curated record
AUUGCUAAGCGCUCAACAGAAGGCAGAAGCUGUACAAUUUUGAUAUGUUAUUUAAAUUGUAUGCGUUCUUUUAAAAUUUCAUUUUCAACAGUUUGCUCGAAUAUACACUGAAUAAACUUCGCUCCCCGUUUUUUCCGGUGACGGCAGCCGUUUACUGGAGCUUCAUGGAAAACCCGGAGAGGCGGAGUGCGGGCGGCCCGGCGCCGACCGCAGAGCUGCGCGUGCUCCGUGCCUCCGCGCUACGCGAAGGUUGCCGGGAUCCGCGGCAGCAGCGGCUGCUUGAGAUCUGUCUCUGGGGCCUGCUGGCGGCGGCCUGGGGCGGCGCGGCGGCUGGUGGGCAGGUACACCGAUACUGAAGUACUAUGAGCCUUCAGAACUUUUGGAGAGACUACAAAGUUUUGAUUGUUAUGGUCCCUUUAAUUGGGCUCAUACAUUUGGGGUGGUACAGAAUCAAAAGCAGCCCUGUUUUCCAAAUACCUAAAAACAACGACAUUCCUGAGGAAGAUAGUCUGGGACUUUCAAAUCUUCAGAAGAGCCAAAUCCAAGGGAAGUAGCAGGCUUGUGAUCUUUAGAUAAAGAAGCAGCUUUGAAUCUGAGCUUCAUGUCAAAAGAAGAGAUGAAAAAUACCAGUUGGAUUAGAAAGAACUGGCUUCUUGUAGCUGGGAUAUCUUUCAUAGGUGUCCAUGUUGGAACAUACUUUUUACAGAGGUCUGCAAAGCAGUCUGUGAAAUCUCAGUCUCAAAGCAAACAAAAGAAUAUUGAAGAGUGAAGUAAAAUAAAUAUUUGGAAUUACUAAUUUGUCAUGAAACCAUUAUAUGAUGAUUAGCUUCAUAAACAUUGAACUGUUUGAUUUUAUAGCCACAAUGCUGCAUAUUCAUACUUUAAUUCCUAAAGAAUAAUUUUUAAUGUUAAAACGUGAUAAUACAAUAAAUAGAAAAAUGUGGUUUACAAAAUAAAAAUGGUCUUCACUAGUUACCACCUGAAGUAAGAUGUCUCGUUUGGAAGCUAAGAAGCCAUCAUUGUGUAAGAGUGAACCACUGACAACUGAGAGAGUCAGGACCACACUUUCUGUCUUGAAAAGAAUCGUAACAUCAUGCUAUGGCCCUUCAGGUAGGCUGAAGCAGCUGCACAAUGGCUUUGGAGGUUACGUGUGCACAACCUCACAGUCCUCAGCCCUGCUCAGUCACCUUUUGGUCACACAUCCCAUUUUAAAGAUCCUGACAACGUCCGUGCAGAAUCAUGUGUCAAGCUUCAGUGAUUGUGGCUUAUUCACAGCCAUUCUUUGCUGCAACCUGAUUGAAAAUGUUCAGGGAUUAGGCUUGACACCCACCACUGUCAUUAGAUUAAAUAAACAUCUUUUGAGUCUUUGCAUCAGUUAUCUCAAGUCCGAGACCUGUGGUUGUCGAAUCCCAGUCGACUUUAGUAGUACUCAGAUCCUCCUUUGUUUGGUUCGCAGUAUAUUAACAAGUAAACCUGCCUGUAUGCUCACCAGAAAGGAAACAGAGCAUGUCAGUGCUUUGAUUCUGAGAGCCUUUUUGCUAACAAUUCCAGAAAAUGCUGAAGGCCACAUCAUUUUAGGAAAGAGUUUAAUUGUACCUUUAAAAGAUCAAAGAGUUAUAGAUUCCACUGUAUUACCUGGGAUACUCAUUGAAAUGUCAGAAGUUCAAUUAAUGAGGCUAUUACCUAUCAAAAAAUCAACUGCCCUCAAGGUGGCACUCUUUUGUACAACUUUAUCCGGAGACAUUUCUGACACUGGAGAAGGAACUGUGGUGGUCAGUUACGGGGUUUCUCUUGAAAAUGCAGUCCUGGACCAGCUGCUUAACCUAGGAAGGCAGCUAGUCAGUGACCACGUAGAUCUUGUCCUGUGCCAAAAAGUUAUACAUCCAUCUUUGAAGCAGUUUCUCAAUAUGCAUCGUGUUAUUGCCAUAGACAGAAUUGGAGUGACUCUGAUGGAACCCCUGACUAAAAUGACAGGAACACAGCCUAUUGGAUCCCUAGGCUCAAUAUCUCCUAAUAGUUAUGGAAGUGUGAAAGAUGUGUGCACUGCAAAAUUUGGCUCCAAACAUUUUUUUCAUCUUAUCCCUAAUGAAGCAACAAUCUGCAGCUUGCUUCUCUGCAACAGAAAUGACACUGCCUGGGAUGAGCUGAAGCUCACGUGUCAGACGGCACUGCAUGUCCUGCAGUUAACACUCAAGGAACCGUGGGCUUUGUUGGGAGGUGGCUGUACUGAAACUCAUCUGGCUGCGUAUAUCAGACACAAGACUCACAAAGACCCCGAAAGCAUUCUCAAAGAUGAUGAAUGUACUCAAACAGAACUUCAACUAAUUGCUGAAGCAUUUUGCAGUGCCCUAGAAUCUGUUGUUGGCUCUUUAGAACAUGAUGGAGGUGAAAUUCUCACUGACAUGAAGUAUGGACACCUUUGGUCAGUUCAGGCAGAUUCUCCCUGUGUUGCUAACUGGCAAGAUUUGCUUUCACAGUGUGGCUGUGGAUUAUACAAUAGCCAGGAAGAACUCAGCUGGUCUUUCUUAAGAAGCACACAUCAUCCUUUUGUGCCACAAACCUGCCUUCCACAUGAAGCUGUGGGCUCAGCCAGCAACCUGACCUUGGAUUGUUUGACUGCAAAGCUUAGUGGCCUACAGGUGGCUGUAGAGACAGCCAAUUUGAUUUUGGAUCUUUCAUAUGUUAUUGAAGAUAAAAACUAAGAGAAUAGCAUGUUUGUAUUAUGAAAGAAACAAAUAAACUAGUCUGGUGGCAAUUAAGAAAAA